Cuscuta europaea is the source of this 986-nucleotide messenger RNA. NCBI's taxonomy places the organism in Eukaryota, Viridiplantae, Streptophyta, Magnoliopsida, Solanales, Convolvulaceae. The record is from the annotation of a GenBank genome assembly.
AAAAUUCAAAAAAACAUUCCAUCUUCCAAACACUCUGGAGACCAGUUCCACCGACAAUUCCGAAAUGGAGAACAAUUCAAACGACGACGCCUCGUCUUCUGCUAGGUUCAGGGGAGUGAGGAAGAGGGAGUGGGGGAAAUGGGUGUCGGAGAUUCGGCGCCCCAAUAGCCGGCACCGGAUUUGGCUCGGCUCUUUCGACUCGCCGGUGAAGGCGGCGCGGGCGUUCGACGCCGCCCUUUUUUGUCUCCGCGGAAGGAAUGCUAACUUCAACUUCCCCGACAACCCUCCCGACAUCCCCGGCGGCAUCAGCUCAAUGUCGGACGACGAAAUUAAGGUUGCGGCGACCCAUUACGCCAACGCAGAGGCUCAUCAGGUUGGCGGAUCGGGUCCAAGCCGUGAGAUUGUUUCGGAUCAUUCGACUUCGUUUUCGCCACCUCACUUCAUGAAUGCUGACUCACCUCCUCAGCCGGGGCCCGGUGGGCCCGCUCAACAUGUGGAAGGUGAAAUGCCAGAAACGACCUUUGACGACGGGUUUCUCCAGCAGUUCUCUUCCUUCUCGUGGGACGCUCCGAUUAAUAACGACUUUACGGAUUACGGGUAUUUUCCUGGAUUGGAUUAUUUCGGUAAUAACUAUUAUUACCCGGGGACUUUACCCGAAACCAAUUACUACAUCGAAGACCAAUAUGAUGGAUUUGGAUCAUCUCUCUGGGAUUAAUUCUGAAGCAACCAAUCACAUCUUAGAGAAAAUGGGUAAAACCGUAAAACCAUUGCGCAUCGGAAUUUUUUGCCAUUAGAGUUGAUGGCAUUCUUGUCCUUUCACGUUUGGAGCUGCCAUAAUAUAAUAAUAAUAUAUUAAUUCAUCCAAAUAUGAUGUACUCCGUAUUUAGUUGCCCCGCCCAUGAAACCUUAAAUUAUCUGUACCUUCUUUUUUAGCACAAUCUGUUGUACCUCAACUUGUAAGAUAUAAUAAAUAAACAUCAUUAUCA